Musca domestica (house fly) is the source of this 2511-nucleotide messenger RNA. It is a transcript of the gene Cog4, whose product is annotated as conserved oligomeric Golgi complex subunit 4. Bases 123 to 2432 code for a protein of 769 amino acids. The record is from RefSeq and is a predicted model, not a curated record. Lineage: Eukaryota; Metazoa; Arthropoda; Insecta; Diptera; Muscidae. The transcript is spliced from 7 exons.
AAAAGGGCCGUCGCCGUCAAGAACAUCGUUUCGCUUUGUUGUCUAACAGCAGCUUUGUUGUUAAUUUACUGUGGAGAUUGCAUUAAAGCAGAACUGACAAAUAUCCAACAAAAUUAUUAACAAUGACAUUAACAAGUGAUAUUGAUUUUAGUAGUAGUGAAAACGUCAACAAAAUUUUGUAUAUAAUAAAGUUUGAAGAGGAAAAUCUCAAUCACAACCUUAAUGAUCUUCUGGCAAAGCAAUGUAAAAUUGAAGCGUAUAUGGCGGGAAUUAACAAAGGUAUUGCCAGGAUGAACCGCAUUAUAAAUGAUACCAAAAAGCUUGACUGCCAAAUAGCUCAUACUGCUAACUUAGUCACGUCAGUAAGCGCAAAAGUGCGGCGGUUAGACUUAGCUCGUAGUCGUGCUUCUGACAGUCAGCAACGUGUACAUGACUUAAUAGAUUUGCAGUUAUGUGGACAAGGCGUCACAACAGCAAUAGUCGAAGAAGAUUACGAAGUUGCUGCUGGCCACAUCAAUCGUUUUUUGGCUAUGGAUUUACAACUAUUGAAGCGAACGGCAGAUGAUGUUCAAGGAUCAGAAAGUUCUAUUACAGAAUCCGUACGAAUCUUAGAAUCGGGAGCAAUUGAAAUGCGAGAAAUAACUGUUCGCCGAUUUGAGGAAGCCGUGAAAAAAGAUGAUUUGGCAUCUGUUGAAAGAUUUUUUAAAAUAUUUCCAUUAUUGGGUCAUCACAUGGAAGGGAUUGAAAAAUUCUCGAAGUACAUUUGCACUAAAUUGGCUGCGAAAAAUCAAAAGGAACUUCGUAAUGCAAUGGAUAUCGCGAAAGCAGAUAAAAGAGUUCAUUUAGCUUACGCUGAUGCAAUGACAUCUUUGCUUGAAAACUCAGCACGUGUUAUUGAAGUCAACCAACCAAUCGUUGAAGCAUACUAUGGUCAUGGAUACUUAUUGGAUAUGUUAACGAUUUUACAGCGGCAAUGCGACGUCGAUGUAAAAAACUUAAUAAACGAGUUUGUAAAAAAUCGUCAAAUCGAUCGGAGGAAAAAACUGGUUAAUGAGAUUUUUUCCCGUAAUUCCAAUUCAUGUUCGGCGACUUCAAAUCUUGGCCACUAUCGUAUGAAUUCUGGAGGAGCAAUUGAGAAGCUAAGUCCAAAGGACAUAGAUGCCACAAUUGUUGAAAUUACAAUAAUGCACUCUAGAGUUGAGUUAUACUUUCGAUUUAUGAAAAGGCGUGUUGCGAUGGAUAUUGAAGAAUGUUCCGAUGAUUGCAAUACUAUUAAUGACAAACUUCAAAACUUGAACAACUUGUUACAAAAUUCGGAUUUGAGACGUCAUGCGCAGGAACUAUUGGGAACAUAUUUACUAUUUGAAAGGUAUUUCAUGGAGGAGAGUGUUUUAAAAGCAAUUGGGUUGGAUGUCCAUGACAGCGGUCAAUUAUCAUCUUCAAUGGUAGAUGAUGUUUUUUUCAUAUUACGAAAAUCAAUAAGACGAUCACUUACAAGUAUGUCUGUCAACGGCACCUGUGCCGUUAUAAAUAAUGCAGCAGCAUGUCUAGACCACGAUUUUGUUAACGCAUUAAAAAGCCACCUACAACAAGGUUAUCCAUCUGGAUAUAUAGAUUUGGCUCAGGCAUAUAGUGCUAUACAAAAUUCAUUACAGCAAGGUAAAAUACAUUCCAGUGACAACGAAAAGGCACGUGUAAAUUUUCUAGUAUAUUUGAAUAAUGCUGAUAUUUCAACGGAAUACAUUGAUACAUUGUGGAGAACUAUGGAACAAGAAAUUGCUGGAGCAUACCCUUCGAUGACAAUGGUUGAAAAACAAUUGAUCGAGAGUUGUCUUUCCGAGUUGAAAUCUGUUCGUGAUACUUUGAAGGCAUGUGUUGAUUUUGGAAUGCAACAACUGAAGUCUAGCGCAAUUAACCCUCGACUACAUCCAUGGGUUGAUCAAUAUCUUACCCAUAAGCAUCAACUGACGGAGGAGGAACUGGCAGCGUACGAGGCUGGUGAAACUUUUGUACAAUUUCUAAUUGUUCAAAUUGAUGGAUUUCUUAACACAUUUAAACCAUGCUUAACGCUACGGAACUAUGAUGCCCUUAUAAGUAUUGUAGCAUCCGAACUUACAACUAGGCUAGAAAAAGCGAUCAAAAAAUGCGUUUUUAACAGACUAGGUGGAUUAGUGCUGGAUCAGGAAGUUCGCGCUUUGGGUGCGUAUCUUGCUAGUGCGACAUCAUGGUCUGUGCGCGAUAAGAUGACCCGUUUGACGCAAAUAGCUACAAUUUUAAAUUUAGAAAAGGUUUCGGAGAUCAAUGAAUACUGGAAUCCGCAGCACUCUUCGGAGCUGACAUCGUGGCGCUUAUCUCAAAAUGAAGUACGAACAAUUCUUACACUGAGAAUUGAUUUUCGAAUGGAGGACAUAAAACGAAUCCGGUUGCAAUGAUUUAUAAACAGACAUCUUCAUAUAUAUAUACAUUUUAUUAAUUUGAGUAUUUAUACAUAAUUAUAUACGCUUUAAUAAA